GAGAAAGAAAGCGUGAGGGUGAAGGACACCCUCAAAUUAAAAGAAUAAAUAGGGUUGCCCACAAGUCAGAUCACUCUCCGAUAUAGAUAAAGAAGAAGCCUACAACGCCUUACAUUUUCCACUAGGAUCACAAUAGAAGAGAAGACCCUGGAUACCAAAAUGAAGUAGAUUUCUCGGCAAUGGAAGUUCUUGAAGUGCUUCAAUCCAAUCCUCUUGUUGGAUAUUCUUGAAUUAAGGGUGAACAUUUCUGAGACAACCAUGAAGGCGGAGGCGCAGGGGCAGGGUGGAGGUCUGUCCCCACCAGUCCCCACGAAGGGAGCUGAUCCAAAUUCCAUGGCUAGAGCUAUUAUUUCCUCCAUAGAUGGAUUCACCGACAUUGUCAGUCGGGCAAAGUCCGAAUUGGAAAAGGAAGGCAAAGUCCAAACUGGAAAAGAAAGCGAAGUCCAGUCGAUCCUCCAUGAACUUUUGGCUAUGCGGAGAUUCUUAGAAGAUGGAGAGUUUGGAAAGGCUGAUAAUGAAGUAGAAGUAAGAGAAGAGCAACUAUAUUCGGAGUCAUUGGAGCAAAUUUAUGAGGCAGAAAAAGCCAUAGUGAAUUAUGUGCCCAAAACAGUACGCCACAAGAGAGGUAAGACAUUGGUCAAGAAGCUUGCAUGCUGGAACCAUUCUGGGGCUGCUAAUAAAAAAUUUCCCGAGAAGAUCACUUUGAUAUUGAAUUCGAUCAAGGAUUUGAACCAUAAGUUCAAAGAAUCCUCAAGCAGUUAUUCUGGAGGAAAUAAGUCAUUUAAAAUGUCAGAUUGGAUACGGUCUUCUGUUGAUUUUGAUGAAGCAGAGGAUGAGUAUCUUAGUACUGUAGUUGGUUUGAGGCCGGAUAUGGAGCCUCUGAAAGAAUGGUUGUUCGGUAGCGACCGCAGCCACCAUAUAAUCUCAAUUCUUGGAAUCCAAGGCAUGGGAAAGACAAGGCUAGCAUGGGAGAUUUAUAAACACUGUAGUUUGGGUUUCCAUUUUAACUGUUACGCCUGGGUUUGUGCAUCUGCAAUGGACAAUGAUGUCGAAGAAAUUUGGGAGGACAUUCGUACACAAAUUAAUGAAUUCAGGUGGCACAAGAAGUAUCUCAUAGUAAUUGAUGAUGUUGGUGAUCCUCACGUUUGGAGUAGACUGAGACACAGGAUUAUGGACCAAGAUUCUGAAGACGGAAGCAGGAUUAUCCUCACAACUCGGGACAUAGGGAUUGCUUGUUCUGCUGACUAUUCACAUCGAAUGAAGGUACUAAGUAAACCAGAAAGCUGGGAACUUUUCAGGAAGAAGUUAUUCAUAACUCCCUGGAGACUCGGAGGCAUUAAUGCAAGUGGCAAGGACACCACAGAUCAUCAUUAUCCGUCUUCCAUCCCUGAUCUCCCUCCGGAGUUGGAAGUCCUUGGAAAAAAGAUGGUGGAAAAAUGUGGAGGAAUCCCCUAUUUGAUUAUAGAAUUAGCAAAUCUCUUGUCCACCAUGAAUGCUAACAUUGUGGAAUGGUUAUGUGUUCUCCACGGCACAGAUACACAUCUUAGUCAAGAACACCACCCUUGGUUUAAUUUGUCAUCCUCUGUUGUUGACAUCCUACCUUUCCAUGUGAAACAGUUCUUGGAUCUAUUUCCUACGGCAACCCCAAUCCCCGAAAGGAGGUUGACUCUUUCAUGGGCUGCUAAGGGUGAUUUAUCCCAUCAGCAGCAGCAACAACAACAACAACAACAACAACAACGACGGAGCGAUGAAAGGAGGUCAACUCUGCCACCGGCUACAGAAGUUUUUAUAUUGCAGCAGCAACAACAACAACAACGAAGCGAUGAAAGGGGGUUGACUCUGCCACUGGCUACAGAAGGUCAUUUAUUGCAGCAGCAACAGCAGCAGCAACAACAACAGCAACGAAGCGAUGAAAGGGGGUCGACUCUACCAUUGGCUACAGAGGGUGAUUUAUCACAGCAGCAGCAGCGACAGCAACAGCAACAACAACAACAACAACAACAACAGCAACGAAGCGAUGAAAGGGGGUCGACUCUACCAUUGGCUACAGAGGGUGAUUUAUCACAGCAGCAGCAGCAACAACAACAACAGCAACAACAACAACAACAACGGAGUGAUGAAAGGGGGUCGACUCUGCCACUGGCUGCAGAGGGUGAUUUAUUGCAGCAGCAGCAGCAGCAGCAACAGCGGAGCGAUGAAAUGAGGUCGACUCUGUCACAGGCUACAGAGGGUGGUUUAUCGCAGCAGCAACAGAGCAAUUCUAGAAUUUCUGGCGAGGAAGGAGCAUCAACUUUGUGUUGGAUGCAAGACUUGCUAGAUCUCAACUUAAUUCAGGCCGUGAAAGUCAGUUCUAUUGGGAUAGCUAAGGCAUACAGCAUUCCCCGUGAUCAUCCCCUGCUUCAGAUCUUAAAAGCUGGCGGUGCCCUCAGGUCUUCUGAUGGUGACGGUGGUGAGGUCUGGAUUCAUAGCAUUGCUGAUCAUUGUGGCAAAGAGGACAUCCAUUCUCGUCGUAUUCACAGUAGCGGUAUUUCUCUUGAAGAACUACAACCUUACAGAACUCUCUGUUCUUUCUGGUGCUUCAAUUAUCCAGGAGGAUAUAAACCCGGGCAAGAAUUAGGAAGCUUUCUUAAGAGAUGCAUCAAUACUUACCAAUUGUGGUUUCUUAGGGUUCUUGAUCUAGAGGGUGUGUAUAAACCUAGUCUACCUGAGUCAAUAGGAGAGCUAAUUAACUUGCAGUACCUUGGGUUAAGAUGGACUUACUUGGAUACACUGCCCUCAUCUGUCGAGAACUUGCACAACCUCCUGACUCUGGACACUAAACAUACCGACAUUGGUGAUUACCCUACGAUUAAGAAAAUGACAAAGCUGCAACACCUUUACCUGAACGAGAGGCACCGCAGUGAACUCGUUACACAAUUGAGUUCCUUGGGUAACCUCCAAACAUUGUCGGGAGUAAUUGUUGAUGAGUUGAGUCAAGUGAAGGAUGGUCUAGACAAGUUAAAAAAACUUAGAAAACUGAGAAUGACAUGCCGGAAAACGCUUCAGAAAGAUGAUAUGGCCGAGUGGAUUGGGGGAUUGGAAAACCUUGGGACCUUGAAGUUGACAUCCAAAGACCAAGAACCGGAGACAUUAAGUGUGUUGUUGCAGAAGCUCAAAAACGUGCAACUCACUCGCAUGUAUUUGCGGGGACGGUUGGAGGAGUUUGGCUACCAUAUUCAUUUUGGGUGGAACCUCGCUGCACUCACCUUUUCUCUGACAGAACUAAAAAUAGACCCAAUGCCAAUACUGGAGUUGCUACCCAAGCUACAGGUAGUUUGUUUGCUCUCGAAAUCCUACAUCGGUGUUCGUAUGAAAUGCUCAUCGGAAAUGUUCAAAGAGCUUCGAGUCCUGAAAAUAUGGAAACUAGAGAAGCUAGAGGAUUGGAUUGUGGAGGAUGGAGCAAUGGCAAAGCUUGCACAGUUAGAGAUCAGAUCAUGCCAAAAGUUGAAGAUGCUCCCAGUUUUACCGAAGGCCCUCGUUGAAUUGAAAUUAACUGACAUGCCUAAGGAAUUCACCAGUAAGGUUACAAGGGAGGAUAGUCAAAAGGUUGCUCAAGUGAGCUCUGUCAUCAUAGAAGACAUGUCACCCUCUUUCAACACAUUAGUUGAGCUCUAUACUGGACGAAAUUCUGUCUUCAAUCAGGUACAUUUAGAAAAGUUAAUUGACAGUGAAAGAUUCAAAGUAAUGAACCUCACUGAGCUAACCUUAUCUGAGACCAAAUUACAAGCAGACCCAAUGCCACUGCUAGAGAAGCUUCCCGAUUUAAUGGUCCUUAUCUUCUCAUCCAAAUCCUUUGUAGGCAAACAUAUGGUUUGCUCAAACAGAGGGUUCAAGAAACUUCAGAAGCUAACCAUUCAGGAGCUAGAGGAACUGGAGAAAUUGACUGUGGAGGAUGGAGCAAUGCCGGAGCUUAAAGAACUGGAAAUCAGAUCCUGCAAAAUCUUGAAGGUGCUCCAUGAAGUAUUAGAGAACCUUGAGAAAUUGAAGUCAUUGAAGUUCACUAAAAUGCCUAAGGAGUUCACUGAAAAUUUUAAAGCUGAUAAAAGGGUCUUCAUACAAGAUUAGUAGUUCACUUCAGACCUGGAUUUCUGCUUCUCAGUUCCUUUGUUUGUGAUCAGGAGAAAAUGAAGUAUUGUUGGUGGAGGAGUUUUGUUACAGUAGGCUUCUCCAAAGUUCUGCUUUUAUAUAUGUUUGAAAAUAAAAAGGUGGCUGUCUAGAGGCAAAUGGAUGAUUGAGGUUGCUGAGGACUUUCUGAUUGCUUGAUUGCUUGCUUGAUCGAUGAGUGUUCAAGACUUUUGAGUUCAAUAGAAUAAGCCCAAGUGACUUUCAGGCAUUGUUAUCUGGACUACUAUGUUUGUGUUUCGGCUUGAAUUGUGUGUAGAAAUAAGUUGGGACGUGCUAUAUGUUUGUCGAUUUCAUCUCAUGAAUAAUAAUAAGUGAAACUCAUUUCUUGAGCA
This is a messenger RNA of Macadamia integrifolia, 4496 nucleotides long. RefSeq names its product putative disease resistance RPP13-like protein 3. Gene Ontology annotation, biological process: defense response to other organism. Bases 259 to 4104 code for a protein of 1281 amino acids. The record is from RefSeq and is a predicted model, not a curated record. Gene Ontology annotation, molecular function: ADP binding. Lineage: Eukaryota; Viridiplantae; Streptophyta; Magnoliopsida; Proteales; Proteaceae. The transcript is spliced from 4 exons.